Branchiostoma floridae (Florida lancelet) is the source of this 2855-nucleotide messenger RNA. RefSeq names its product volume-regulated anion channel subunit LRRC8E-like. Bases 274 to 1680 code for a protein of 468 amino acids. The record is from RefSeq and is a predicted model, not a curated record. Lineage: Eukaryota; Metazoa; Chordata; Leptocardii; Amphioxiformes; Branchiostomatidae. Gene Ontology annotation, molecular function: protein binding. The transcript is spliced from 11 exons.
UAGCAUGGCGUACGUGCACGUUGUGCUGCUGGGAUUGCCGCCUAAUGAUCAUAUACGCGCGCUGACGUCACAGACAGACCUUUUCGACAGGAGCGGACGACUACAAAACGACGUCUGUGUAGCCAGCCGGCGGUGGAGCCAGGCGCACGGAUUUGAUAGGGAUAUCACAAGCAUAACCAUCGACUAAUCAGUGUGCUGGUGGACGCACAACAAGCAAAGGUGACAAAAUAAGAUUGCGAGAUAGGAGAGGGUUUCUGAGGAAAACCGUCCGACAUGUCGUUUGUUGAGAAGCCCGUGGAAAGGGCCGUGGCCAUCAAGGCCCUGAAGCCCUGGUGGGACGUCGCCAUUGACUACAUCCUCAUCGGCUUCUUCGUGGUGGGGAUCGUCUGCACGCUGAAGGCCAUGAUGGGACACGAGAUCCUCUGCUUCCCGGACUUACAGGGCAACAACACUUACCAAGGCGGUUUCGUCUCGCGGGAAGAGGCUAUCCAGUACUACAGCGUGCCCAUGAGUGACUUCGUGCGGUCCUCCUGCCACGCCACCCUGCCCAUCUACCUACAGUACUUCCUCUACAUCGUGCUGGUGGAGAAACUCUCCAUGUUCGUUAUCAACACGUUCUGGCUCAACUUCCCGCACAUCAUUUCCGGGGUGAUCCGUUUCUACACGCUGGUGCUGGAGACUUCUCACCUCCGUCCGGCCAUCGACCUGCGUAUCCGUGAGUUCCAGCGGCAGGACGAGGUACUGCAGGAGGCCGAGAGCCCGCGCGACAACAACCCGCAUAGCACCUCUGCUCCGGAGGUUAAGGUGCGAGAACACACCUAUGAAGACGCCCAGAUAACUCAGUUCUGUGAGACCAUCAUCCGUUACGAGGAGGGCUUCCGCUACUCGCGCAUCUGCCUGGGUUACCUGAUCAAGUCGCUCCUGCUGGCGACCCUGUGCGGGUGUAUCCUGUCCUACAGCCUGCCGCACUACUGGGUCUUCCCGCACAUGUUCCACUGCAGUCUGCCCAUGCUCAAGGACGUCGGCUUCAGCGAGUUCCAGUGCGCUGACGACAUCGGGACGCUGUUCUUUAUCUCGUUCGUGCUGACCCGUAUCUGGAUCUGCCUCAUCGGGUUCUUCGCUCUCUUCGGAGCCGUCUUUUGCUCCAAGAGCCUCAUCCGCUCUAUGCGCAAGGAGGACAGUGCCGACAUGGACUUCCUGUGCCGCCUGUUUGAGCUCCAGAACCGUGCCGCUCUGGGCUCUUUCAAGGCCAUGAUCAACUCCGCCAUCAAGAUCAAGAGCUAUCUCCUGCCCACCACUCCAGGCCAUAUCGAGUUUUCGAAGAACGGGAAGGAACGCAACUCCAUCACCAUCGUCUGGGGGAAGGCCACUGGCGCGGAGGAAUACGAACUGCAGGUUCGCCGCAUCACCACCGGUGUGCAAGCAAAGCGUAAAUCACUUUUCAAAUCACGAGAGAAGCCUGACGCUAAGGUUGUGCACAUGGUCUUCCAACCCAACACCGCUGACGUGCUGGGGCUGAAGGAAGGGGAGUACAAGCUGACGCUGCUGGCCAAGAACGCCUUCGGGACCUGCCUGGAGCCACGCUCCGCCACCAUGCAGUACUUCGCCGACGGGACCCGCCCGGAGAUCCGCAACGCCCCCCUCGCCACGGAGAACUACCACAAAUCCGCUAUGGUGUAGUAGACUUACCUUUCAGGGUGCAAAGAGGGGUGUUUUUAAGUUUUUGCGCACAGGCUAGGUAUGGGGUGUUUGCACGUCUCGCCGUUGUGUUGGAGGGGUAUAUAGAUCCAAGCAUUUCUAGAUCUGAACGAACCAUAAAGGAUGUAAACGAAGAAAGUACAAGCAUUCAAAAGUCUUGUGCGCCUGAACUAUUCACGAAGGCAGGAAUCAGGCGUUUUGAGGAAAAAGGAAACCAACAUUUUGAAAUCUUUAAUUGAUGACAUGACUACGUGGCAGCAAACACCCUAUUGAAAAGGUGAAAGCUCGGGCUUUUAAGACAACACAUGUGAUGUAAGCAAUUUGUAACUUCAGAAGAUUUGUUUAUUGUACUUACCGUGACUGUAUAGGUGAUAGCACUGGUUACUUUGAAUUUUGAAAGACAGUGAAGAGUGAAAACGUUUUUUUAUAGUAGAGCAUUUCAAUAACUACAGGUAUGACAGAAAAAUGAUAACAGUUAAUUUACAAAGAUAGUCUUGGACUUCCCAAUAACAUACACAUUGUUGUUUAUCCCACAGCAGGUUUCAAUAUUACUUACAAAAAUUGCAGAAUCGAAUCGAAGGUUGGAAAGUAUUUUUGAAUGCAAAGUAACCAGUGUUUCAAUGGUAGUCGUAUUUUCGUAUUUAUGAGAGAUAUUCUAUUUGUCUUAGAAAUAUCAAUAUUUAUCUAUGAAAGACUAUAGGGACAAGAGAAACUCUAGAAAUAGUUUGAAAGUUCGCGAUCGUGUAACAGAGCUAGAUAGAGUCCAUCUUCUUUCUACAAAGCUCUUACUGUGUUCCCUACACUGGUAUGCUUAACUUUGUGCUCAAAACUUUGCUUCGUGUCUUACGAGUGACUGUGUAGAGUAGUGGGUUUCAGCGCUUUACUGACUUCAGCUCAAUGGACCUUUCUUGCUUCCUUGACCAACAGAGAAUGUGUAGCGAAUGCUUCAUCUUCUGUAAAAUCGAUGUUUCUAUUCUAUACUGUAUUCUCUAUUCUAAGCCAUAUUCAAGAUAUUAGUGUAUUGCGUGUAUAUGUUGCGUGACCAACAUGGCCAAUAUGCAGUACUCAAGCAAUAUGAUGUUUGUGUGGGGUGUCGCACGUUUUAUAGUUGACUGUGAGUUGUCAAAAGACAGGAGAAAUAAUUGUUUUACCUUCAA